AUGGCAUACCAAAAAAUGAUGUUUGUGGCAAUGUUGCUCUGCCUCUCCAUGCGGACUCUAGCAGAGGAUCCCUACCUCUUCUUCGAGUGGAACGUCUCGUACGGGAACAUCUCCCCCCUCGGCGUCCCCCAACAGGGUAUCCUCAUCAACGGCCAGUUCCCCGGCCCUAAGAUCAACUGCACCUCAAACAACAACAUAGUCGUCAACGUGUUCAACCACCUGGACGAGCCCUUCCUCCUCACAUGGGCCGGCAUUCAGCACCGCAAAAACUCCUGGCAGGACGGAACCCUGGGCACCAUGUGCCCCAUCAUGCCCGGAACAAACUACACCUACAAGUUCCAGGUCAAGGACCAAAUCGGGAGCUACUUCUAUUACCCGACCACCGCCCUCCACCGCGCGGCCGGCGGCAUGGGCAUCCUUCAGGUCCACAGCCGCGACCUCAUCCCCGUCCCCUUCGACUGGCCGGCCGACGAGUUCGCCGUCCUCCUCGGCGACUGGUAUAACCGCGGCCACAAGGCCUUAAAACGCAUCCUCGACGGAGGCAACAGCAUCGGCCUCCCCGACGGCAUUCACAUCAAUGGAAAAUCAUCCAGAGUCGGCGACGCCGCUUCAGAGCCCCUCGCUGUCGUCCAGCCUGGCAAGACCUACCGCUUCCGCGUCUGCAACGUCGGUCUCAAGGCCUCGGUCAACUUCCGCCUCCAAGGCCACACGUUAAAGCUCGUCGAGAUGGAAGGCUCCCACACGGUGCAGAACUUGUACGACUCCCUCGACCUCCACGUCGGCCAGUGCAUGUCCGUCCUCGUCACCGCCGACCAGUCACCCAAGGACUACUACUUCGUCGCCUCGGGUCGCUUCCUCAAGAGACCGCUCGUCUCCGUGAGCAUCGUCCGGUAUGCUAACGGCAAGGGAGUCCCCGCCUCGCCCGCACUUCCCCUGGCACCGCCCGAGGGCACGCCUGGCAUCGCCUGGUCCGUUAACCAAUUCCGAUCGUUCAGGUGGAAUCUCACCGCCAGCGCCGCGCGGCCCAACCCGCAGGGCUCGUACCACUACGGGAAGAUCAACAUCACGCGGACCAUCAAGAUCGCCAACUCCCGAGCGCAGGUCGACGGGAAGCUCCGCUUUGCCAUCAACGGGGUGUCGCACGUCGACGGCGAGACGCCUCUCAAGCUAGUCGAGUACUUUGGGCUGGCGAAAAAGGUGUUUGAGUACGGGCUGGUGAAGGACGAGGCGGUGGAGAACGCGGGUCGGGUGGUCGUGGCGCCCAGCGUGACGAACGCGACCUUCCGGAACUUUGUCGAGAUUGUUUUCGAGAACAGGGAGAACACGAUCCAGACGUGGCACUUGGACGGGUACUCGUUCUUCGCGGUGGCGAUCGAGCCGGGGAGGUGGGGCCCGGAGAAGAGAAAGAAUUAUAAUCUGUUGGAUGCUGUGAGCAGGCAUACCAUCCACGUGUACCCGCAGUCGUGGGCGGCAGUGAUGACCACGUUGGACAAUGCGGGGAUGUGGAAUCUGAGGUCGGACAUGGGUGAGAGGUCGUACCUGGGGCAGCAGAUGUAUGUGAGCGUGUUGUCGCCCAACCUCUCGUUGAGGGAUGAGUACAACCUGCCCCCAACACAGCAGCUCUGCGGUAUUGUCAAGGGCUUGCCUGACCCGGCUCCAUACGUGUAA
Messenger RNA from Striga asiatica, 1668 nucleotides. Lineage: Eukaryota; Viridiplantae; Streptophyta; Magnoliopsida; Lamiales; Orobanchaceae. The record is from the annotation of a GenBank genome assembly.